AACACACAGUGUGAAAAUCAUUCUCUCUCUCUCUCCCUCUCCCUCUCCCCUUCUCCUCCCUCCUUCUCUAUCCAGCCACCACCUUCUCUCCAUAUAUUCACUCUUUCUAGCUUGUACAACUUCUUCUCCUCUUCUUUUAUCUUUAUGAGAAUUGAGAAACCAACGGGAAAAGAGAGAGAAGAAGAAGCGAUGAGGAACAGCAUAAGGUGUUGCAUCUCUUGCAUUCUCCCAUGCGGAGCACUGGACGUAAUCCGCAUAGUGCACUCAAACGGGCGCGUAGAGGAACUCAGUGGAAGCAUCAAGGCUAGUGACAUCAUGAAGGCACACCCAAAGCACGUGCUCAAAAAGCCAUCCUCACCCUCCACCCAAGACGGCGUCGUUCCGAAGAUCGUUGUUGUCCCACCCGACGCAGAGCUCCAACGUGGCAAGAUUUACUUCCUCAUGCCCCUCCCUUCGCCGCCGUCAGAGAAGAACCACCGCAAGAAGAAACGGAAGGAUCAUCAAAGUGAGAGAACUAACAACACCCACCACCGUAGCAACACCAACAACAGUAACAACAACACCAUUUCUAUGGCCAACUUGCUCGUCUCUUCUGAUCGCUAUUUGACUGAUAUACUCUCUGAGAAGCUUUCUACGCAGAGAGAUAGACGAAGAGGACGUGUUGCUGUUUGGAGGCCUCACUUGGAGAGCAUUUCUGAGUCACCAACUGAUAUGUAA
Abrus precatorius (Indian licorice) is the source of this 717-nucleotide messenger RNA. RefSeq lists its product as uncharacterized. The transcript has a single exon. The coding region runs from base 145 to 717 and encodes 190 amino acids. NCBI's taxonomy places the organism in Eukaryota, Viridiplantae, Streptophyta, Magnoliopsida, Fabales, Fabaceae. The record is from RefSeq and is a predicted model, not a curated record.